GUCUGUAGCUGCUCCGAAAUAUAUAAUCACACUCCAAAAUGGAUAUUAUGGGUUCUAUUUUGUUGAUAAGAUUUGCAGUGUAUCGAUUAAAACAUUUGGAUAAUUUCGAAUCUUGGUAAUUAAAAAAGAUAUUAACAUAACUAUCAUGUGAUUAAAUUUUAUAUGAAAAUUUAUUAUAUUAGUACAAAUGGAAUUUUUGAUACAAAAAAAUUCAUCGGUGCUGUAAAUUUGUAUCCAUAACAAGUUUCUGUCAUAUUUCUCAAGUUUUUGUGCCUUCCAAGAUUUAUAGGCAAAUACGAUAUCUUAAAUUAGUUUUGACGAUCGUCAAUUAACUUUAUUUUAGUGUCUAUUAUAAGUGUCGGUUCAACAUACAUCACUUGUAAAUAUAACCUCAAAAUAAGUGCCAGUGAAAUGAUUUUUUAAAUUAGAUUUUCCUUAUUAUUAACCUAUAAUGUAUAUUGUUGUUUUGAAAUAUUUAACAAGGUUUUAUCGAAGAGUACAUUAAAUAAUGUAUUUCAUAAAUAUGUGAAAAGUAAAUGGCUUCGUUGCCGGUAUAUAUAACCUAAUUUUCUUCAAAUAGAUGUUUAUACAGAUGACUAAUUUCUUAAAUAUUUUUUCUUCUACACAAAAUCAACUAUGAGCGACGAAACAAUAUUCGUGGAUCCAUCGUAUUUAACCUGUGAAAUAAAUGGGUCACAGUUUGUGUUUCAAACUUCAUCCAAUACUCAAAAUGGUAUUGUUGAUGCUGAAACACUUUUUGAUCCAAAAGAAAUAGAUAACUGUUUCUUAAAUAAGAGUAGUCAGAAGCAAGAUGAAGAAUCAAUACCAAUUCUUUGUUUAGAUGGUAUUAUUUAUGCUUUAGAAAAUGGUCAACUUCAACAACUGGACUUGAGUCGACUACAAAAUAAUGAUCAACAAAAUCAAGAGAAGAAAGAAACUGUACCAAUCGUUGAUGAGUUUUCAGUCAAAGAAGAACAUCAGACACAAAUAGAACAAUUUGCUUUAGAUAAUAAUAUCCACGAUGUUCAAUUGAAUGAAGAGCUUCCUGAAAAGUAUCAUUUAAUACAAGAAAAGGAUAGUGAUUUUUUAGUAGAAGAUAGCUCUCUCAAUGCUAAUGAUUUCGUUGAAGUUGUUGCUGCAUUUAAAUGCAAAAUAUGUCCUUAUACAACUCAAGAUCGUGGUGAAUUAUUGAAACAUUUUCAAAACAUUCAUGCUAAUCCUACUCCGAUGAUCAAAAAUGAAGAAAAAGAGGACAAAGAACCUGCAAAAACUGAAGAUGUUAAAUUAGUUUACAUGUGUGGAGAAUGUUCGAGUUGUUUUCCAUCAAUGGAAAAUUGUAGGGAGCACAUGAUCAAUGAUCAUCAGUUGAUGGAUCGAACUUGUGAAAAAAUAGAUGAUGAAACGACUUCUAAUGAUAUGGUUAAUGUCAAAAAACCUGUUAAAGUUGCAGAAAAAAAAUCCGGAAGUAAAGAAAAACGUGAAUUGAAAGUAACAAAAAGUAAAACCUCUGAAAGUGUAAAUAAACUUUACUUAGAAGGCCAUGAAAGAAAUAUCAAAUGUAUUCAUCGUGGUUGUUUGUAUAAAUUUAGUUCCGAGGAAUUAAUGCAAAAACAUGCAUCUUGUCAUGUUGAAUCAGAGCAUGCAAAUGUUUUUAAAUGCAAUUAUUGUCAGGAUAUGAAGUUUACAAAAUGGAGUGCAUGUUCAGUUCAUUUAUGGAAAAAGCAUAAAAUAGAUAUUGGAUUGCUUUCUUGUAACAUCUGUAAAGCCUAUAAGAGUGUCACAAGUGUCAAACUUCUGACUCACAUGAGAGUUCAUAGUGAAAAUCGUGAUUUUGAAUGUCCUGACUGUGGAAAGCGUUUCAAACAAUCAAGUCAGUUACGAAAUCAUCGAGUAAUGCAUUUAGAUCGUAAAUCUGUAGAUAUUCCUCGUUGGUAUACUUCGAAAACAUGCGAAAUGUGUGGAAAAACUUAUGCUGAUUCGAAAUGUUUGAAAAAUCAUAUGCAAGCUGUUCAUUCAAAACUUCGACCUUAUGUUUGUAAUGUUUGUGGUCAUUCUAGUGCAAGAAAAGCCAUGCUUCAAAUGCAUUUACGUCAACAUACUGGUGAUAAACCAUUUAACUGUGACUUGUGUGACUUUAAAACUGGAGAUCAUAAUUCUUUACGACGUCAUAUAAUGAGACAUACUGGUGUUAGACCAUAUAAAUGUCCACAUUGCUCUUAUUCUGCUAUUCAAAGUAGUAGUUAUAAAAAUCAUUUGAAAGCUAAACAUCCAUUAUCGUCUGGAUUAUUUACCUGUGAAAUAUGCUCAUUCAGAACUGUCAAGAAAGAAACUUACCUUGAACAUAUUAGUGAUCAUGAAAAAGGAUUAAUUAAAACACCAGUACAAAAGAAUGAUGAUAAUAAUGUAGAAGUUUUUCCUGGCAACAUGGCAGCAGCUCAGUUAAUUUAUAGCUGCUUAGGUGCAUUUUCGAAAGUGGGAAAAACUAUAGAAGCUAGUUUGAUGUCUUCUUCAACCUCCGCUGAUGGUACUUCACAAACAAUAACAAUUCAAAUUCCAUCAACGCAUUUAGAAGGUUCUCUACCUAUUGCUGAUAAUAAUGUUAAUAAAGCUAAUUCAAUGAUCGAGCAAGAGGACGAAGAAACAAUGCAUUGUUUUUUGAAAAUACCUCAUGAAGAAGAAGAAAAUAUUGAUACUGGUGGUAUAACUAUUCCUGCGGAGCCCGAAGAUGCUCAACCUACGAUUCUUAAUGUUGAAUCAUAAAGUGAUAUUAAAUAUAAAUAAUAUUAAGAAGAAAUAUUUGGUUGACAAUGUUGGAUAUUGAAAUUAAAACAAAAAACAAAAAAAA
This is a messenger RNA of Chelonus insularis, 2845 nucleotides long. Its product is annotated as zinc finger protein 569-like. The record is from RefSeq and is a predicted model, not a curated record. Gene Ontology annotation, molecular function: chromatin insulator sequence binding. The transcript has 3 exons. The coding region runs from base 637 to 2760 and encodes 707 amino acids. Gene Ontology annotation, cellular component: chromosome. Lineage: Eukaryota; Metazoa; Arthropoda; Insecta; Hymenoptera; Braconidae. Gene Ontology annotation, biological process: regulation of transcription by RNA polymerase II.